Molecule: messenger RNA, 2579 nt
Organism: Trichobilharzia szidati
Lineage: Eukaryota; Metazoa; Platyhelminthes; Trematoda; Strigeidida; Schistosomatidae
Source: the annotation of a GenBank genome assembly
UAGUGAUUGGACACAGAAUGCAAAUGCGCUUUCUUUGUCUGUUUGCGGUUCCUUCGUGAUGAACAUUUUUCCUUGUUUAUUUUGGGUUUUCGUGGUUCUCUGUGAACAUAUUAUCUGCCGGAAGCACACAUUAAACCUUAAGAACGAUGGCAGAAAAGCAGUGUUGUGCAGUCACUUUGGAUUUGCGAAGGGUUCAUUCCUGUCGGUUUCUAUUCAGAAACUUGAGGGUGACCUGCAGCAUAUAACUUUCACUUUGGACAAGGCUGGUGAUUCAGGAGUGGCAUCCCUUAUUGAGUCCAAAUCAAAUACGUGUUUUUGGGAUAAAUCUUUCAAAUUUCUCUAUCUCUCGUUCGAUACAUCCUCCAAAUCACUUGUGGUACACAGUAAUGAUAGUCAUUACAAGGGUGUGAUUUUUGAAGCGACUGCUUUGGAAAUGGAAGAGGAUGGUGAAACUGUCAUCAGGCCCACAGGUUUACUUGACAACAUCCAGUAUGCUUUAAGGUGUUUACGUCUGGUUAGUGAUGACAGCCUCACAGUGGCAAAAGCGAUAAAUGCAAUCAUAUUAUCUGAGCCACGAUUUCUGAACAGUGUUAAAAGUAUGGUGCCUAGUGAUUUAUUUGAACAACAGUAUCUUGUCUAUCGUCUUUUGCGCCAAGUUGCUGAUUACAAAUUAAAUAUUGACAGUGAAGAACAAUUCUUUCAAGGGCUGCAACCUGGAAAUCACAUUGAACCUGGUGAUAUGAAAGAAUUGCAAAAUAUUUUUCGAAUUAUCUUAUCUCAAAUAACACCAAGUGGUUCAUUACAACGGAUCCCGUAUGAAAUGAAAGAUAAUGUGCUAAGUACAAAUUUUACUGUACGUUUCCCGAAUGUAUCCGAAGAAGGCUUAUACAGUCUUUAUUUUCAUAAUUGUGCUGAAUUAAAUGUAGAAUCUGGUAAACGACAUCUAGUCAAUUUAACAUUAAAAAUGGUUGAGAAGAAUGUGGAUAGUUAUCUAUCUGCUGGUCAACAUCCUUUGCCUAUGCUGUAUGCCAUCUCUUGUUUGGCUUACUUAGCCUUGAGUAUAUUUUGGUUUGUUUAUCUUCGUGUGUCCAAGAAUUCAGUUUUUCGAAUUCAUUAUCUUAUGUUGGCUGUUGUGCUAAUUAAAUCUCUGUCACUCGGCUUUCAUAGUAUAAACUACUAUGUGAUUGGAAAGCAUGGAGCUCAUGAAGAAAGUUGGGCAAUUAUGUAUUACAUUACUCAUAUUAUUCGAGGUGCACUCCUGUUUAUCACAAUCUUGUUGAUUGGUGCUGGUUGGGCUUUCAUUAAACACAUGUUAACACCACGUGAACGUAAUGUAUUCCUUAUUGUUAUACCUCUUCAAAUAUUAGCCAACAUUGCUACUGUAAUUAUUGAAGAGUCUGAAGCAGGUGCAGCUCGUUAUGCCACAUGGAAGGAGAUUUUCAUCUUUGUUGAUUUAGCUUGUUGUGGUGCAAUUUUAUUCCCCGUCGUCUGGUCAAUUCGACAUUUGAAGACAGCGUCACAAACUGAUGGCAAGGCAGCUAUCAAUCUUCGCAAUUUACGACUAUUUCGUCACUUUUAUAUUCUGGUGAUAUGCUACGUGUAUUUCACGCGUGUUAUUGUAUACCUGAUGACAAUUACAGUCGUUUAUUCAUAUUCAUGGCUUGUUGAAUUAUUCAAAGAGACUGUCACCUUCAUAUUCUUUAUUUCAGUCGGUUAUGAAUUUCGUCCAGUUAAUGAUAACCCGUAUUUAUUGAUCUCUGGUGAUGAGGAUGACGAAGACGAAGACACUGUGAUGGAACGUAUGCAUAUGGAAGAUGUAUGGUCACAAUCUGGUUUCACAGAUGGUGUCACACGAGUACAGCGAUCAAAAAAUUCCAAUCGUAAAACAGUUAUUCCUAUGAAAACUUAUCCUAAAAGUGAAGAUAAUAAUAAAUUACUUCAACAGGAAUUAGAAAAUGCAUAACCUGAAACUUGUGUGAUUGCGUGUGUGCGUGCGUGCGUCUGUGUUACUCCCUUUUUCAUUUCACGCUAUUAUCUAUCUUGAGGCGGAAAGUGGGAAGUUGUAUUGUGCUCACUCCCACCCUCCUCCUCCUCCCUCUUUCUUGAGUUUCACCAUACAAAACACACCUUGAUGGAUACUGAUAUUCUUAUAGUGACGAUGAUGAUUACUAUUAUCCUUGCUACUUUACUACUACCUUACAGUAAUACUAUUUCAUCAAUAUUAGUACAACUACUAAUGAUAUAAAUAUAGUGUAUAUGUAUAAAGAACUAAUCUGUAUUCAUAGCUAUACUAUUUCUCCCUCUCCCUCUUUCGCUCUGUACACAAGAAGUAAAAUCUGUACAGUCUCCAGACUCUCAUAAAUAUCGGAGGAUCUAAUGUGCCUGUUGAUUCCUUAUAAGGUUAAGAUAAGAUGAACAAGCUGUGAUAAAUAAGUUCGUUUUCUUCCAUUAGAAAUAGUCACCCGACUUUUCUGUCUCUCUCCUCCUCUCCCUCUCUGAGGUUUUGUUUUGAUUUGUUGUUAAUUUGCCUGUGUGUGUGCGUGUUUGAUGAAUUACAAAAACCUACAGUUUCCAAUCUC